Molecule: messenger RNA, 1000 nt
Organism: Protobothrops mucrosquamatus (brown spotted pit viper)
Lineage: Eukaryota; Metazoa; Chordata; Lepidosauria; Squamata; Viperidae
Product: sodium/calcium exchanger 2-like
Exons: 6
Biological process (GO): sodium ion transmembrane transport; calcium ion import across plasma membrane
Cellular component (GO): postsynapse; axon; sarcolemma
Molecular function (GO): calcium:sodium antiporter activity
Source: RefSeq, a predicted model, not a curated record
AAAAUCCCUUCACGUGAAAAUUGUGGAUGUCGAAGAAUAUGAGAAAAAAGACAGCUUCUUCAUUGAAUUGGGCCAACCCCGUUGGUUGAAAAGAGGGAUCUCCGCCCUCCUGCUCCAUCAAGCGGAUGGCGACAAAAAACUCUCUGCAGAAGAGGAGGAGGCCUGGCGAAUUGCUGAGAUGGGGAAACCCAUCCUCGGGGAGAACUCGCGCCUGGAGGUGAUCAUAGAAGAGUCGUACGAUUUCAAGAACACUGUGGACAAACUCAUCAAGAAAACCAAUCUGGCCCUGGUGAUUGGCACGCACUCCUGGCGGGAGCAGUUCCUGGAGGCAAUCACUGUCAGCCCAGGUGUGGAAGACGAGGAUGAGGACGGGCGAGAGGAGAGGCUGCCGUCUUGCUUCGACUACGUCAUGCACUUCCUGACGGUCUUCUGGAAGGUUCUCUUCGCCUGCGUGCCGCCCACCGAGUACUGGAACGGCUGGGCCUGCUUCAGUGUUAGCAUCAUGGUGAUUGGCAUGCUGACCGCCCUCAUCGGCGACCUGGCCUCCCACUUUGGCUGCACGGUGGGACUCAAGGACUCGGUCAAUGCGGUCGUCUUUGUGGCCUUGGGCACGUCCAUCCCAGACACCUUUGCCAGCAAAGUGGCCGCUCUGCAGGACCAGUGCGCGGAUGCGUCCAUCGGCAACGUGACAGGCAGCAACGCGGUCAACGUCUUCUUGGGCCUGGGCGUGGCCUGGUCGGUGGCGGCCAUUUACUGGGCUUUCCAAGGCAAAAACUUCGAGGUGCAGACGGGCACCCUGGCCUUCUCCGUCACCCUCUUCACCAUCUUUGCCUUCGUUUGUAUCAGUGUCCUCAUGUACCGCCGGCGGCCCCACAUAGGGGGCGAGCUGGGGGGUCCCCAAACUGCCAAAAUCCUGACCACCUGCCUCUUUGUGGGCCUCUGGCUGAUCUAUAUCCUCUUUGCUGGCCUGGAGGCCUACUGCCACAUCAAGGGUUUCUGA